Molecule: messenger RNA, 7884 nt
Organism: Sarcophilus harrisii (Tasmanian devil)
Lineage: Eukaryota; Metazoa; Chordata; Mammalia; Dasyuromorphia; Dasyuridae
Gene: CD109
Product: CD109 molecule
Exons: 33
Coding region: 239-4636 (1465 amino acids)
Cellular component (GO): extracellular region
Molecular function (GO): endopeptidase inhibitor activity
Source: RefSeq, a predicted model, not a curated record
CGGGAGCAGCCAGGGCAGUAGAACGAAAGCAUCUCCAGCCAGAGGGCGACCGGGAGCGAAGAAGCGGGGCGGAGCCUCGAUCUAGAGAGGCUCAAUUUAGAUCUUCCACUGCCCCAAUCCGACGCGUCCUUUCGCACGGCCAAGCCCAGGGAAGCAAGAGUCCAUAAACUGCUGCUGGUGGAGGGAGUUGGAAAACUGCAACUCCUUUGCAGAAUCUGCGAGGUUCUUCCGAAGCAGGAUGCUGCUGCUGCUGCUAGACGCUGCUGCGAAAAUGAGGGGCUCCCUGCUCCUUGCUCCCCACUUUCUGUGCCUUCUGACUGCGUCUUGGGCUGCUUCUGCAGCGGCCGGGCCCAGUUUUCUGGUGACUGCUCCUAGUGUCAUCAGGCCAGGAGUCAACAUGACGGUUGGGGUGGAACUGCUGGAGAAUAGCCCCUUACAAGUUUUGGUAAAGGCUGAAGUGCGUCGGAGCCAGCCAAAUAUCACUGUCCUGGAAGCAGAAGGAAUCUUUCAAAAAGGUUCAUUUGAGAGUCUUGUUCUUCCAGCACUACCCUUGAAUAGUGUGAAUGAAUUAUAUGAAUUAUAUAUCACUGGACAUGCACAGGGUCAGACUUUGUUUUCUGAUAAAACCCACUUGAUCUUUGAGACCAAGAGAUUAUCUGUCUUCAUUCAAACAGACAAGUUCCUUUACAAACCAAAUCAAGAGGUGAAAUUCCGUGUUGUCACUCUCUACUCUGACCUCAAGCCAUAUAAAACAUCUGCAGACAUUCUAAUUAAGGACCCCAAGUCAAAUUUAAUCCAACAGUGGUUGGAUGAAGAAGGUAACCUUGGAGUUAUUUCUAAAACAUUUCAAUUAACUUCAAAUCCAAUACUUGGUGAUUGGUCUAUUCAAGCACGAGUGAAUGGUCAGACCUAUUACCAGUCAUUCCAAGUUUUAGAAUAUGUAUUACCCAAAUUUGAAGUUACUCUCCAGACACCUUUAUAUCAUUCUUUGAAUUAUAAAAACUUGAAUGGCACUGUUACUGCAAAGUACACAUAUGGAAAACCAGUUAAAGGUGAUGUAGCACUCAUAUUUAUACCUCUGUCCAUCUGGGGAAUAAAGAAAACUAUAACUAAACAUUUUGAGAUAAAUGGAUCUGCAAACUUCACUUUUAGUGAUCUAGAGAUGAAAAGUGUCAUGAAUCAUGGAGAGGAACUACAUUACCCGAAUGAUAAAUCUUCUCCUGGACCAGUGGAAAUUGUCGCUGUGGUGACAGAAUCACUUACAGGAAUUUCCCGAAAUGCAAGUUCAAAUGUAUUUUUCAAGGCAAAUGACUACACAAUUGAAUUUUUUGAUUAUGUUAAUGUCUUGAAGCCUUCUCUCAACUUCACGGUUACUGUGAAAAUAACCCGUUCUGAUGGUGUUCGGCUGACUCCUGAAGAAAUAAGAAAUAAUGUAAUGCUCACCAUAACACAGACAAAUUACACCAAUUUUUGGGACAGAUGGAACAAUGAAGAUCAGGAAAGGGAAACUGUCCAGGUCCUAAAUUACACAGUUCCAGAAGAUGGGACCAUUCGUCUUGAAUUUCCAAUCCUAGUUAAUACCAGUCAACUGCAAGUGAAGGCUUCUUUUCUUGAUGGUGUGAAUAGCUUAUCAAUUUAUGGCAUGUUUAAGUCUCCUAGUAUGACAUAUAUCCAAUUAAAAGCAGGAAGUGAAAAUGUAAAGGCUGGCUCACCUUUUGAACUGAUUGUCACUAGCAACAAGCCAAUGAAGGAAUUAAGUUAUAUGGUGAUAUCCCAAAGCCAGGUAGUUGCAGUAGGCAAAAAGAACUCCUCAAGUUUUUUUUUAACACCAGAAAAUUCCUGGGCUCCAAAAGCUUGUAUAAUUGUGUACUAUGUUGGAGAUGAUGGGGAAAUUAUAAAUGAUGUCAUGAAAAUUCCUGUCCAACUUGUCUUUAAGAAUAAGAUUACAUUAUCUUGGAAUAAAGUUAGUGCUGAACCAUCUGAGAGUGUUGCUCUUAAAGUUUCUGCAACUCAACCUAGAUCCUUAAUAGGACUUGUAGCUGUUGAUAAAAGUGUAAAGCUGAUGAAUGGUUCAAAUGAUUUUACAGAAGAAAGUGUGAUCCAUGAACUGGAAUUAUACAACAGUGGUUAUUAUUUAGGCAUGUUCACAAAUUCCCAUGCAGUUUUUCAGGAAUGUGGUCUGUGGGUAUCAACGGAUGCAAAUCUUGUGCAUGAUUAUGUGUACGAAAGUUUUAAUGGAGAGCUUUUUGAGAUGGAUAAUGCAGAGGAUCAAGUUAUGUUAACAAGUGGUACAAUUGACAUGGAUUCAGCUCUUGAAGGUGCAUUUGCAGGAAGCACUAAUCCAUCUAUCAGAAAACAUUUUCCAGAGACCUGGCUUUGGAUGGACAUCAAUAUGGGUUCUCAGACUGACAAAGAAUUUGAAGUUAUUGUGCCAGAUUCCAUUACUUCCUGGGUGGCUACUGCCUUUGUGAUCUCUGAAGACUUAGGACUUGGAAUGACAACUGUUCCAGUGGAGCUACAAGCUUUUCAACCAUUUUUCAUUUUUCUGAAUCUUCCAUACUCAAUUAUUAGAGGAGAACAAUUUGUUUUGGAAGUAACCAUAUUCAAUUACUUGAAAGAUGCCAGUGAGGUUAUAGUAACUAUUGAGACAAGUGACAAGUUUGAUAUUCUUAUGAUUUCAAAUGAAGUAAAUGCCACAGGACAUCAACAGUCUAUACUAGUGCCAAGUGAGGAUGGGAGAACUGUGCUUUUCCCAAUUAAACCAAAGCAUUUAGGAGAGAUUCCAAUCACUGUGACAGCAGUUUCACCCAGUGCCUCUGAUGCCAUCACCCAGAACAUUUUAGUAAAAGCUGAGGGAAUAGAGACAUCAUAUUCACAGUCUCUCCUCUUGGAUCUGACUGGCAACAAAUUAUCAACUACAAACCAUACUUUGAACUUCACUUUCCCUCCUGAUAGAGUGAUUGGUAGUGAAAAAAUUCAUAUCACUGCUGUUGGAGAUAUUCUUGGGCCUUCUAUCAAUGGUUUAGAGUCCUUGAUUCGGAUGCCUUAUGGCUGUGGUGAACAGAAUAUGAUCAACUUUGCUCCAAAUAUCUAUGUUUUGAAUUACCUGACUAAUACAAGACAACUGACAAAUAAUGUGAAAGACAAAGCUAUCCAGUUUAUGAGACAAGGCUACCAAAGAGAACUUCUAUACCAAAGGGAUGAUGGUUCUUUUAGUGCUUUUGGAAAUAAUGAUCCUUCUGGGAGCACAUGGUUAUCAGCUUUUGUCCUAAGAUGUUUUCUUCAAGCUUCUCCUUACAUAGAUAUUGAUCAGGAUGUGCUACACAGAACAUUUUCCUGGCUUAAGAAACAUAGGAAACCUAAUGGUGAAUUCUGGGAACCAGGAAAAGUGAUCCAUAGUGACCUUCAAGGUGGCAAUAAUAGUCCAAUUACCCUUACAGCCUAUAUUCUGACAUCCCUCUUAGGUUAUCAGAAAUACCAGGCUUCUAUGGAUAUGAGAGCAUCUGUUAACUUUUUGGAGUCCCAGUUCAGGGAAGGUGUUUCAGAUAACUAUACUCUAGCUCUCAUAAGUUAUGCAUUGUCAUCUGUGGACAGUUCUGAGGGGAGAGCGGCUCUGGAUAUGUUGAAUCAGAGAGCAGAACAUGAAGGGGGUAUGCAGUUCUGGGAGUCCUCAGUAUCCAAACUUUCCAAAUCCUGGCAGCCGAGUUCCUUGGACAUUGAGGUUGCAGCCUAUGCAUUAUUGUCACACUUCCUGCAAAAUCGGAUGGCAGAAGGAAUGCCUAUUAUGAGGUGGUUAAGCAAGCAGAGAAAUAGGCUGGGAGGUUAUUCCUCUACUCAGGAUACUAUUGUGGCCUUGCAUGCUUUAUCUACAUUUGCUGCUCUCACUACCACUGGACAGACAGACAUGAGAGUAACUGUUACUGGACCUAGUGUGACAAUACCAAGAGAGUUUCCAAUUAACACUAAAAACCGUUUUCUUCUCCAGACAGCAGAGCUUGCAGUCCAACAGCCAACUUCAGUUACUGUUUCAGCAAGUGGUUUUGGAUUUGCUUUUUGUCAGCUCAAUGUUGUAUACAAUGUGAAAAAUUCAGAAUCGUCCAGAAGGCGCAGAUCCAUUGAAAGCCAAGAAGCCUUUGACUUAGAUGUUGCUGUUAAAGAUAAUAAAGAGGAUAUCAACCAUUUAACUGUGAAUGUUUGCACCAGGUUUCGGGGACCAUCCAAGAGUGGCAUGGCUCUGAUGGAAGUUAACUUACUGAGUGGCUUUGCAAUGCCUCCAGAUGCAAUUCUACUGAGUGACACAAUUAAGAAAGUAGAGAAUGAUCAUGGCCAAGUCAAUCUAUAUUUAGAUUCUGUAAAUGAAACACAGUUUUGUGUAGAUAUUCCUGCUGUGAGACACUUCAAAGUAUCAAAUACCCAAGAUGCCUCUGUAUCUAUAGUGGAUUAUUAUGAACCAAGGAGACAGGCAGUCAGAAGUUACAAUUCCAAAGUGAUGCUGGAUGUGUCCUCUUGUGACCUGAGUGACGGAGAACAAAAUUGGGAAUUUUGCAAAGACAGCUCCCCAAGAUUAUUUCAAAACUCUGUAGUAGUUUCUUUUUGGUGCUUCUUGUUUCUCUCCUCCUUGCAGAUUUGGCUGUAAUCUUUUAUUUUGUGAGGGGUACAUUGAAAUUUCCAUGGAUGGUUUGUACUCAUUGUUUAAUUCAUCUUCUGAUUCUGCUUAAAUAGUUAUUUCCAUGGGUUAAAAUGAACAAAUAUCAGUGUUAAUUUCAUUGAUAUUUUUCUCCUCUCCCACCUCAAUUUUUAAGAGGAACUUGGAAUCUAACUGAUUUGGAAAAUAAUCUUAUUGUGCCUUACUUACUUCCCUGCACCUAUCUUUCUUUUCCCUCUCAAAAUGUCUUUGGGCUGUAUGUAAGGUAAAACUUUCUUCAGUGUUAAGAAUAUUUUGUUAUGAGGGCUUCAUUUAUUCAUCAUAUUUGAUUAAUGAAACAGGUUCUUGCUGAAAACAGCUGAAUGUUAGUGUUUAGGACUGUUAUGAAGGGUGCUGCCUUUUCUCCAAGAAGAAAACUGCUUUUAUGAGUGGAGUUCCUUUGAAAACUGAGAAUGAAAGAAAAUGCAAGAAAGAACUUGUUUGGUCCCAUACUUAUUUUCAUGGCCUUAACAUACCCUUUCUUUCAUGAAUUUGGUUCUUUCCAGAGCCUUAAGUUGUAAAAAAAAAUGGUUCUCUUCCUCCUAAUUUCUCUCAUUCUAAUAAUUUGCUUCUUUCUCACUUGUUCUCUCAGAUUCCAGAAUAACUCAGGUAUGAGGAUUUGAGGCUGUUCCAGUGGAAACCAGGUUUAGUGUACACUGUAGGGAACUAGACCUGAAAGUCAUAAUUUAAUUUUUAAGGUUUUCUGGCAGCGCUUGGGAGAGAAAACAGACCAAGAGUAUGUUCUAAGUUUCAUAUAAAAAUUAUGGGAAUAAUUUUAGCACUACCUUGAUCAAUGUGUGCUUCUGGGCAGAAAUUUGGGGUUUGGUCUACAACUAAAAAACACAUAACUGGUUCAAAGUAAGGAUAUAUCUGCUACCAAAAGAUUAGAUAAUAUGGAGUAGACUGGCAAUAUAGAUAGAAUCAGGAAGACUUGAAGUUCAAAUCUUGCCUCUGACAUAUACCAGCUGUGACCAUGGGCAAAACACAUACUUUCUCAGUGCCCCAUGUCACUCAUUAAACUAUAGACAAGUUGCUGACCUAAAUCAUUGAAGGGAGUUCCCCAUGCCUAUUAAUAUGACAAGUCUGUAAGAAAAAAAAUAAAACUAAAGGCCUUUAGGUUAGUUCUUAUAUUGAUUAUGGAAGUUUUGAUUGAAAAGAAAUCAAAUAUUUUAUCUUAGGAAUCUGGAAAUUGUCUAAGUGCAGUUAUUAUUAAUGUUUGAAUAAUACAGAAAAUGUGUAGAGAAUAGUUUCUUAUAUAGUGCCAGUUUUUAUACAGUGACAUUUUUAUACAGAAGAGAGAAAGUAACCAUUGAAUUAGUUAUUCUAGUAAUUUUUUUUUUUCAAGGAGGGGAUGAUAUCUGCUAAUGAAUCAGUAUUCAUCUAGAACAACUCUUGUCAACAAGGGAAAGGCACUUGACAUUCUGUAGCAUAGGAGCAGCUUAUAAUAACAACAAUACACAUUUAUUUAGCACUUUUAUUGUUUACAAAGUACUUUUCUCACAACAACCCGGUGGAGGAAGUGAGAGCAAGUAGCAGUAAGCUCAUUUUAUAGUCAUUCGGAAUUCUACACAAGAAUGAUAGAAGUGUAUAAGAGCAGUUAAGUGACUUUAUUGAUCCUGAAGAGAUAGGAGAAUUGUCUAAGGUCAUUGGUAAGUGAGAGCUAGGAGGUUAAUUCAGUCUCCUGAUUUUUCAUCCAUUGAUCCUUUGAGCAAGGCUUUCUUCUUUUUAGAUGAAACUACCUUAGAAUAAAGCUGCUUUGGCAAAUAGCUCCUUAGAUCAAUCCCAGAAUGAUCUUAUAAUUAAUUCCACUCUCUUGAAAAACAUUUUGAGUUUCUAUUGUCAAAAGUUACUAACUUUUAGUAUAUAUGGAAACUUGGAACUGGAAAAAGCAUGAGUAUAUUCUUGCUCUCCCUAUUAUGCUAACAUGUGAGAUACUGAUAACUUAUCUAUACUCUGCUUUUUUCAUUUAUAAAAGUCAGUUGAUGAUACUCUCAGUAGAGUACAUUCUAUAUGAGUGGUAUCUCUCUUUUAAUUAAUCCUAAAUUUCAUCAGCUGCUGAAAGUGAGGUCUGAACAACUAAGGCAGGAUGAUACAGCUCAUCUUUGUGAAUGAACUUGAAUUCUACCAUUUAUUUUUUCAUGUGAGGCCUCUCUUAGGGUGAUUUCCUGCCUAAAAUGUGGGGUUGUUUUAAGAUUAGUGACCAUUAUGAAACCUCAGAUAUACUAGCGAUACAAUAGUGGUAUUAGUUAGUAGUAGAAACUAUUGAUAUUUCUGGAGGUGGGAGGGGAGAAGUUAUAUGUACACCAUGAUUAAUGAAUAGUAAGGGGUAAAUCACCCAACUCUUUUAAACUAUGACAGUUAGGUUUUCAGGUAUUUUAAAUCAAUUUUAACUUGCUUUUUCUUCUCUUUUAUUCUUCCCUUUGUGGACUGGAUAAGUCCCUAAGACUCCAAUAAAUGCCAUCCUUACAUUUUGGACCCAUUAGUGGUCUACCAGAGGGCUAGCAUGGAUCACCAAAGGAAUUUGAGAAACACUAAUUGGCACAAAUUAGGAAUAAAUAAAAAGUUCCUUUACCUUUGGAUUUCUUUAUUUUAGCAGUUCAUUUUUCAUAAAUACAAUCAGGCAUCAUUUUAAAAAUUUCAUUUUAAACCUUUUUAUGGUAAGCACUAUCAGAUAAGUGUAGGACCUCAGAAGCUGUGAUGUCUGAUCUUCUCAUUUAAUAGAGGAGGAAUCUGAGGUCAGAAAACCAAAAUGACUUGGUUAAAGUAUUCAAAUUUUGAACUGUAGUGGUUCUUUGACUCUGGAGCUAGCUCUUUCCACAAUACCAAGCUGCUUCCUAAUGAUACCUUGAAAAAUAUCACGCUUGCAUGGAAUUUUGGUAUGCAUCUGCUUUGGGGUUGAUACUACUUUUGGUAGCUUGCUAACUAUAUUUAACUCUUAUUCUUUAAGAAGGAAAAAACCCCACACUUUCAAAAGACAAAAUCUCAGUCCAAAUGUAGGACAUAACAAUAUAUUAGGUACUUUUACUAACAAUGACUGUAUAAUGUCAGCUUUCUUAGCUAAAUCAAAUUAAUUCUUUAUGCUUUGUCUUAAAUCCAGACGAUUAAUUCUAUCCCUGCUAUACUGAUAUGAUUAAAAAAAAUCAAGGUCUACUUCUUUUAAGGGGCAGCUAGGUGGCAUAGUGGAUAGAGCACUGGGCUUG